GCUGUGUACUGGCCAGGAAAAGUUUGGUCUCGAACUGCUCUAAAAGGAGUUCUCUUUCUACCAACGAUUCCUGUGAGCUGCCUCCUCCACACUCAGCUUCUCGAAAUGAGAACGGCGGAUCAACGUACAGACUUAUUUGGGUGAGGAGGAUACGACCGGUGACUGAAAGUAGGCAAGUGAACAGCUGCGUUAUCUGUGCUUGGGGAUAGCUGCGUGCGCGUGCAUCUCGCUGCACUCCGAAACCGCAACAACUCUAGCGGCACGGUGUCACUCGUCAGAAGAGCAGCCCCGCUCUUCUCAUUCGGUUCAGUACGAUGUGGGUACCGGCGGUGCUACGCCUCCCGGUCGUUCUCCUGGUCGCUGCGGCUAUUCCUGUAUCUACAGGACAGGAUCAAAGCAAUUAUCCAAAAUAUCUGAGCGACAUCCAGGAUGUCUCGGGGCUUAUCGAAGACGAACAGAUUGCCGCCGCCUAUGUCAACGAGCUGAAGACCCCGCUUGACAUAUUGUACAAAGCCAGCGCUAAUUCGCAAUGGGAUUUCAAUACCAAUAUCACGGACUACAACCAGAAUAUGUCGGAAACCGUGGAGAAUGAACAAACAAAAAAGAGGAGAGAGAUUGGCUUAACUGCGAAACGCUUCGCAUUUAAAACAUUCCAAAAUGUGACCCUCGUUCGAAUGUUUCGAAGAUUGAACGACAUAGGACUCGGCAUACUGAAGGAUGAAGAAGCCGCUGAGGCAAAUAAAUUAGGUGGAGAAAUGGAUAAGAUAUACAGCUCGACCGAAGUCGUCAUCGGAGGGAAAAACAUGUCACUCGAACCAGACUUAACGCAAAUAAUGGCGAAAGUCGGAGACCACGAUGCUCUUCUCGAGGCCUGGCAGAAGUGGCACGAAGGUGCGGGCCGGCCCAUAAGACCGCUGUACCAGAGGUUUAUCACAAUCGUCAACAAGUCGGCUGUAAUGAACGGAUACGAAAACUUGAAGGGCAGCUGGCUCGAAAAUUACGAGACAGAGAACAUCACUGACAUGGUGGAUGCCCUGUGGGAGGAAGUGUCGCCGCUUUACAAGAAGCUGCACGCCUUCGUUCGCAAGAAGCUUAAGGAGAUUUACCCCGAUAAGAUUCCAGCAGAUGGUACCAUUCCAGCGCACUUGCUCGGAAAUAUGUGGGCACAGUCCUGGGGUAACCUCUACGAUAAUAUUAGUCAAGGGUCAAUUCUGGACGUCACUCCUGAAAUGAAAAAGCAGCAGUGGAACGCAACAAAGAUGUUCAAAACGUCCGAGAAUUUUUUCACAAGUUUAGGAAUGAAACCGAUGACCGAUAUAUUCUGGGCCAAAAGUAUGCUUACCAAGCCUCCGGAUAGGAAGGUUGUGUGUCACGCAUCUGCUUGGGAUUUUGCAACGCCAGAGGAUUUCAGGAUCAAAAUGUGCACGGACAUCACAAUGGAGGACCUAUUUACGGUGCACCAUGAGAUGGGUCACAUUGCCUACUUUAUGCAGUACUUCAAUCAGCAUCCAUUAUUCAGAGAGGGCGCCAACGAAGGUUUUCACGAGGCUAUAGGAGAUCUUAUGGCUCUAUCGGUAUCUACACCGAGUCACCUGAAAAUGCUAGACCUUCUACAGGACGACAACAUUAACACUGUUGAUUUCCAGCUGCGUACCGCCCUGGAUAAGGUAGCUUUCCUACCUUUUGGGUACCUGUUGGACAAGUGGCGAUGGACCCUGUUCACAGGAGAGACGCCACUAGAACAAAUGAACAGAAAAUUCUGGGAAUACAGGAUCAAGUAUCAAGGAGUCUCACCUCCCGUGAAAAGGAGCGAAAAAGAUUUCGACCCAGGAGCAAAAUACCACGUUCCCGCAAACGUUCCAUAUUUAAGAUAUUUUGUGAGCUUCAUAAUCCAGUUUCAAUUCCACGAGCACUUGUGUAAGGAAUCGAGACAACUUGAUAGCAAAAAACUUCACGAAUGUGACAUCUACGAACAGGAGAAGGCUGGAGAAAUACUCAGGAACGGCCUGUCCUUAGGAUCCAGCAAGGUUUGGCAAGAUGUCUUUCAAAUCAUGGCAGGCACAAGGGAAAUGUCAGCGUCGUCCAUCAAGAAAUAUUUUGAACCUUUGGAAACUUGGCUGAAUACUCAACUCCAGGGCGAGACAGUUGGAUGGGAUAAUGCAAGAGUGGAAGACUACAUGGAAUCUGGACAGGAGAGAGACCCGCAUGCAGUACUGUGACCCUGUGAAUGAAGUUUCCAUUGUAUGAAGUCAUCAUCUACCCUCUACUGAGUCUAUCUUGGUUUCACCCCAUGCCCGCUUUUUGUAGUUCACCUACCGCCUCUAAUAUAUAGUAUAGUCCCAAAAUAGGAGUGGAAGCAAAUAGAAGAAAUAGAAGCAAAGACAAGCAAGCAAGUUUCCAGGCUGAAGCAAUAAACAUUACCAUUUGUUUGCCUCUAUAAAUUGGUGUGUCAGACAAGUCUACUGUACUUUGCCUAUAAGUACCACUUCUGCUGCCUAGUGGAGCAUGCAUGCUUUCUGAAUGGGCAAUUGGCAUCUUCCGAAUGGUAAGGCGCAGAUGGAAUUAGUGGUUAAAGGAACCAUGCCCAGAACGUGCAGAUGCUGUAAAUGUUACGGUACUGUCAUGCAUCCCUCCAAGAACUCCCAAAAAAUUUACACAUCGAAAACUCAACAUAUAACCUCUGACUUACGCUUUUCUCUAUUCCGCUUUAUGUAAACACAUACUCGACAUUACCCCACUUCUCCAUGCUAACAACAUGCACCCAAGGACGAAGAUUGUUCACCUUAUUCCCAGGGGGCCAGUGGUUGGAUGUUUCCGUCAGUGCAGAGUUCCCCAACAUUUUAAAUGCACUGCCAGCUACGAGGACUGUGCCCAGUAGAAGGACAGUAUCUGUUUGAAAUAUUGGCAGGCAGCUACAAUCCACCCAAAUUAUGUAUGAUAGCUACAACACAUGGAACAGAUUAUGCGUCUUGGACUUUUUCAUUCAUGUAUGUGUCUGUUAUGACAUGCAGUUAUAAAGCAAGCAUUGGGACAAAAGCUUUGCUCAACCAAACUGGCACUUUUUUUGCUCUGCUUUUGACAAAUUGAACAUGGGAACAUACUUAAUCGAUAGCCACCAACAAACCUCUUGCUGACCACGGUUCAUAUCAAGCGUAGCGCACACCUGACAACAAGGAAUUAUCGCAUCUCCACACAGUACUGUCGUCAGAAAUUGUUUCCUAGGACGAUUUUGACUGUGUGGGUAGGUAAGUUGGUGGUGUCACUUUCUGCGAAAAGCCUGGUCCAUAUUCGCUGCGAGGUCGACCUAUAAGGGGCGAAACUGUCACCUUUCUAGUGUGGAUAACAUGUGGGCCGAUGUUCGGAGUUGAUGGUACUAUUCCGUAAUUCUUGUGUACGUUCACCAAAAGAUCACUUGUGCCGCGAUGGUACGAUAGUGUUUGGUUUCCCAAUGCUCCAUCCACUGCACAGAAUGCCGAAUAAACGUGUAAAAGCAGACUAUGCGUCCACACUACAGUAGUUCUCCGUUCCCCACAGCGUGCCAAUACUCCCUGAGCAAAUAGGAUAUUUUCAGCAAGUUUCAUCCCUACUAACCCUCCCUCGUCAAGUCACCAUGUCUAGUGUGAUGCAUCAUCGAGGCUGUUUUAAAAGGUUGUCUCUCAUCGUUCCUAGUAAAACAUUUGCAGUUGUACUUGUGCAAUCAUGUUUGCGCUGUUAUUUUAUAUGUAUUGGUUAGUGUAUGAAUAUCUGUGUGACUGUUCAGUUGUUCUAUUCACUAAAUUACUCAGUUGUAAAUAUGAAAAAAUAUGCCUUGCCAUUACGCUGUCAUCUUUCCAUAUUCCUUGUCAUUAUGUAGUUGUAUUUCCACUUUUGUUCUUGUUCUGCCUCCUACAUAUAAAGCUUUCUGGUUUUUGAUAUACAGUCAACCCUCGAUUUAUGAGCACCCUCGGAUUCCUGAAAAAUUGUUCAUUAAUCGAGGGAUUCAUAAAUCGAAAAUUCCGUUAGGUGAGUACCAUCGAGCAGUAUUUGAGAGUUGGGAUUGCGUUUAUAAUGUAACAUAGUUAGCACAAUAGCUGACAUGGGCCGGGACCACGUCACUGGAUGCUCAGAAAUCCUUCUGACCUGCGGCCACCUUAUUCAUAAAUUGAGGUCAGGAACACUUGGUCCCCCUAAUGCGUCCCUGGAAAACCCGUUUGUUGUCCGGAUUUCCAGGGUUUAAGAACCGAGGGUGCAAUACCUGGAAAAAGUUUCGUCCGUUCCAGCAUCAUUCAUAAGACCAUAGAAUAAUCCCUUUGAAGGUUUCUGUUGACCUCGGAACAAUCCGUUCAUAAACUGAGAACAAAAACGCUGGGCAACUCCUAGUUCGUUCCCAGAAAUUCCCUUCAUUAUUCGGAUAUCGAGGUUCAUAAAACGAGGGAAAAACUCAUGUAAAAAGUUUGGUUCCUUGUGCUCCUAUUCAUAAAACGAGGGUUGACUGUACUAGUAAUAGCUAGACCCCGGAUAUUUAGGCACAAAAAGUUCAUUUUAGGCGCCUCUAAUAGGAAGCAAAAAUCUUGAUUUAGGCACUAAAAGUGGUGUUCUAGGCACCAUUAGCUAUUGCGCUUGUUGGGCAUGUGUUUGGCCCUGCUGAAAGUACCGAGGGAAGAAUCAAUUAAAGGGGCACUAAACAGCCCACAGAACAUCUCCCAAUUACAACGCCUCUGAAAGAACGUGGUUGACAAUAUCCAGACAUGUAAUUCGUGUGGCGAGCAUAUUCACCAAUAAACAAUGCCAUUCAAAGAGCAUAAUCCGCAUGCAUCUCUCCUUCCUUCUCGGAGAACACCUACGUCACACGCCUCGCACGUGUAGCAAAGCUGCAUCACUGCCAGUCACUAGAGAUAGGGGAGAUUUUGGACUCACAACCAAUAAUGGGCUCCGUCGAGACAAUCUGAGCUGUGCGGGAAGGACCGGUUGUUGGGACAUCGCUGUGAACUUGCGGAGCAAUAUAGUGCUGAAGAUAUAAUGCGCACUUGACAUGGAACAUUGCAGACUUCUGGUGCGGUUUGAACUGGCCAUCUUGUGCAUUUCAAGUGGAGAGAUGUUCAGAAUUUACCUCACAUCCUGAUACAUUAUUCCCGACAUCAUGUAUUACAAUAAAUCAAUGUAUAAGGGUCUCGUA
This is a messenger RNA of Ornithodoros turicata, 5155 nucleotides long. Its product is annotated as angiotensin-converting enzyme-like. The transcript is spliced from 16 exons. The coding region runs from base 315 to 2219 and encodes 634 amino acids. Gene Ontology annotation, biological process: proteolysis. Lineage: Eukaryota; Metazoa; Arthropoda; Arachnida; Ixodida; Argasidae. Gene Ontology annotation, cellular component: plasma membrane. The record is from RefSeq and is a predicted model, not a curated record. Gene Ontology annotation, molecular function: peptidyl-dipeptidase activity; metallopeptidase activity.